Molecule: messenger RNA, 1955 nt
Organism: Oryzias latipes (Japanese medaka)
Lineage: Eukaryota; Metazoa; Chordata; Actinopteri; Beloniformes; Adrianichthyidae
Product: leucine-rich repeat-containing protein 19-like
Biological process (GO): interleukin-8 production; positive regulation of non-canonical NF-kappaB signal transduction
Cellular component (GO): plasma membrane
Molecular function (GO): signaling receptor activity; protein binding
Source: RefSeq, a predicted model, not a curated record
GGCGGAUAUGAAACAUUCAAAUUCGAAACAUGGAUGAGAGAAUGAUAGGAUUUAAUUUUUUCAUCAAAGUGUUCAGAUAAGGCAGGUUUUAUAACUUCUUGCUUGUAUACUGACACAGAACACAUUUCAUGUAUUUCAUGUCGCAAGCAGCCCUAUCAGAGUACGUGUAGCACUGCCAUAAAGUGCAAAGGUAUACUUUCUACUUCUUGUUCCUCGUGGACAUUUCCUCCUUCUCACCUCUUCAGUCUUUUACAGCUUUUCCGGCAUUUGGUUUGUCUGAAACUCAGGGAUCCUUAUAUAAAUAAACACAAUGACUCCUUUUAAUAUAUUUAAGUUUUUUUUAAACUAAAAGCUCAACAGCUAAAUAAGCUGAAUAAGAAGGAAAGUGAGGAACGGCGUUGAUGGAUCAUAAAUGGUUAGCUAGCAGGAGCAGUCGGUGGAAUCUUAUACAAGGAACAAAGGUCACUGCUGUGCUGGCUGCUUUUGAGCAACAGGUGAAAGGGGUUCACCUCAGAGAGUGGAGGAGGAAGAUGGAGAAGACCUACACACCUCUCUUUCUGCUGUGGCUGACAGUGCUGACAUUUCUGACCGAAAGCACAACUGUUGCGGUGAAAAAUGACAGCCGACUGAUUGUAAACCUGACGAGGACGCAUCUGCAAGUCAUCCCUCGUAACGACAACACGGCAGAUGUUGCCAGAUUAGAAAUAAGCAGGAACAUGAUCACACUGAACAAGACAGACCAGGAAGCCUUGGAAACCUAUCCUUCACUUGAGGAACUCUAUUUGGACAGCAAUAUGGUCACUUCUGUAGCAGCCCAUAGCUUCUCCAAGCUCCCAAACCUCAGGCUGCUGUCUCUUUCCAGGAACAACAUCAGCAGAUUGAACUCAGAAGCUUUUUCUGGCUUGAAUUUCCUGACAGAGCUGGAUCUGUCUCACAACAAGUUGACGGCCCUUCCUUCACAGCUGACCUGGAGCCUUAAACACCUACAGGCGAUUCACCUCCAGGGCAAUCCGUGGAACUGCUCCUGUUCACUGCUAAGCACCAUGGGAAAGAUAGCAGUCACCAUUGCUCCACACAUCCUCUGCGCAUCUCCAGCAGACCAGGCGGGGAAAAGUCUCCAGAUGGCUUCAGCUUUGUGCUCCAUAUCUCUACCACUCGCUUCCUCAACAGAGCCACAGAAAACCACCAUCCAGCCCCAGCAGCCUCCACGGUCAACUGUAGGACUUGAAAACACAUCAACUGAGAACGCCAGGAACAGCACUGUGGGUGGGAACAUGUGGAAGUUUACAGCAAGCGUGGGAGUCCUGGUUUUGACCACCUCCGUGCUGAUUGUAACUGCAAUCAAAGGACCUUCCUGGUACAAAAGCUUCUACAACUAUCGACAUCGGCAGCUGCGGGAUGAAGACGAUGAGGAAGAUGGAGACAACGCGUCAACGGUUUUCUCUGUGAAAGGAGACCACCAGACCCAUCAGAUGUUCACCUUUGAGGAGGAGCCCAGCCAGAUACAAGAGGAAGAGGAGGAUGGGUUCUUUGAGGAUCCAUACACCAAGAGAGAAGGUCUGACACCAUGAAGAAGAAGACAGGAAGUCGAAGACCGUCCAAAGACUUAGGAAGUUAUUGAUAUACAGUAGCUCUCUUUGAACUUUGAGCAAAUUGGAGUUACAGACUUUUUUCUGUUUGCAUGACAGUGCCGAGACAGUUUUUGACCACUAACAGGUCACACAUGUACACAAAUUUUUUGUCAGUAGCUCCACAACAUUAGACAAUAUAAAGCUCAGCAUGCUUAAGCGCUGGAUCUCCUGAAUUACAGACCAAAGCCGGUACUCUGACAACAGCCAGACACAAAAAAAUGGGAAUUUUAUUAGUGAUUUAAAUGUUUUUUUUUUUAUUAUUGUAUUGAUAACUUCUAUGGGAUUAUUAACAAUAAAGACGUGUUUCAGAAGUUUUAUGAACCA